Molecule: messenger RNA, 2007 nt
Organism: Mycosarcoma maydis (corn smut)
Lineage: Eukaryota; Fungi; Basidiomycota; Ustilaginomycetes; Ustilaginales
Exons: 2
Coding region: 1-2007 (668 amino acids)
Biological process (GO): activation of GTPase activity
Cellular component (GO): Golgi apparatus
Molecular function (GO): GTPase activator activity
Source: RefSeq, a predicted model, not a curated record
AUGGCACGCGCAUCUUCAUCACGAGCUGGACAGGCAAGAAAAGCAGGCGACUUUGACGAUCAGGCUUGGGGGAUCGAAUCCGACGAUGAUGACUUUGUCACGCAAAUUGCACCUCGCACAAACGUACCACGCAGUCUCAAAGCGUCUUCUCGCUCCUCGUCCUAUUCAUCUACCAGCAAGCACCACAAUCACCACCACCAGCAGACCUCCAUACGACCCGAUCAGAACCGCAGUCAACCUUCUUCCUCUUCGCUUCAAAGCAGUUCUUCCGCAUCGGCUUCAAGUACUGCGCCAGCUUCCAUUGUACGACGAGAAUCGCACAAUCGGCGUACUAGCUGGACUGUGAUCGACAAACAGCAAGGCGCAGUUGCCGCCCAAGAAUCGCUCGACCAGACCCCAAUCGCAGGCAGUCCACCAACAGAUUUAGCAGAUGCAAUGGCAGCAGGACUCGAUCUCGAUCGUGCCGGAAAUGCUAGUGGCGCUGGAUUUCAGAUCGUAGACCAAGAUCAAGGGCUUGCAAGUGGAAGCGAAACCGAGCAUGUAGACCUCACAACGGGCAAAACCGUGCGCCGUAGACGUCCGUCAGCUGCGGUAUCCAAGCCGAGCUCGGGGACGAGCGAAGCAGAGACGCUACGCCACUUCCUUCGCCAAGAUCUGGACCAUCUGGUCCGCGAUCCAUCUCACGCCCUCACCCGCCUCGCCGCACAAUGGUCAGACUCGUCUCUCCGUCCGAGUCCAUCUUCAGAUCAAGCUACCGGACCUGCUCGGCUACUCACCACCACCAGUAGACUCGGUGUCGCUCCAACACCGACAAAGCUUGACUUCACCUUUGACCCCAUAGCUGCUGCCGGUGAUGGCCUCAUCAUAACGGGACCCAGCUUCGCCGACACCGCAGAUGCAUACGCGUCGCCUUCUUCGGCAUCGUAUAUGGACAGUGCCGAUGUCAGCUUCAGCAACGACGGGUCAGUUCCAACAGACGAGAACGCCGACGGGACAGGGGGUAAGGGCAGCAUUACGCGCAAACGCAGUGUGCGCACCUCGAGACGUCGACAGCAACUCCUAGGCUGUCUAUCCAAGCAAAGCGUCGACAUUGCGAUGCUCCGCACCCUAGCGUGGGCUGGCGUUCCCGAUGAGCUGCGUCCACUUGUCUGGCAGCUGCUGCUUGGUUAUCUGCCGGCAGUGGCGUCUGUGCGCGUUUCCACGCUAUCACGCAAACGUGCCGAGUAUGCUGCGGGUGUACAGCUGGCUUUUGCCAAGGGCAUGGCAGCACUCGAUCAGGCCAUCUGGCACCAGAUCCACAUUGAUGUCCCCCGAACGAAUCCGGGCAUUCAGUUAUGGCAGCGUCAAGCCACACAGCGGUCCCUCGAGAGGAUCUUGUACGUCUGGGCAAUCCGGCAUCCAGCCAGCGGUUAUGUUCAAGGCAUCAACGAUCUCGCCACGCCCUUUUUCGAAGUCUUUCUGAGUGCUUACAUCGAUUCCGACCCAGAGAUGUUUGAUGUAGCUUUGCUACCAGCAAACGUGCUCCAAGCGAUCGAAGCUGACACGUUCUGGUGUCUCUCAAAACUUCUCGAUGGAAUUCAGGACAACUAUAUCUUUGCACAGCCCGGUAUCCAGCGGCAGGUACGGCGCCUUGGAGAGCUGGUCGCUCGCAUUGAUGCGCCUUUGCACGCGCACUUGCAGGCACAGGGCGUCGAGUACAUGCAAUUCGCUUUUCGUUGGAUGAACUGCUUGUUGAUGCGCGAGAUGAGCGUGCGCAACAUCAUCCGAAUGUGGGACACAUAUCUAGCGGAAGGCCCAGACGCGUUCUCCGACUUUCACCUCUACGUAUGCUCUGUGUUCCUGCACAAGUGGACGGACAAGCUGCAGACCAUGGAUUUCCAGGGAAUCAUCAUGUUUCUGCAAUCGCUGCCGACGCAGAGCUGGUCAGACAAGGAUGCAGAGAUGCUGCUAAGCGAAGCAUUCAUGUACAAGACGCUGUUUGGUAACACGGCGCACCUGAACAAGUGA